AAACAAAAAGUGAGACUGUGACAAGGACAAGCAAUAAUACCGCCUUCUCUGCUACUCCUACUGAAAGUUCCAUAAGUGCAUCUCGUUCGGUCGUUUGGCCCCUCCCCCGUUUCAUCUCUAUAUUAUUGUACCUCUAUGGGGCGAACAAAUGGUUUCAAUUUACGUCAAACGGAACGUCGUAAAGGCGUCAACUAACGUCAUGUCAUUUUUUAUUCUUUAUCUGUACCGCCCGCCAUUUCUAUUUUAGUCGUGGUCCUACAAUGCCGGCUUCCUAUUUCUAUUACUUUUCUGAUAAGAACUGUGCUAUAUCAAGUCAGAACUAGCACACGAGUACAAUUCUCAUUGUUUUUUAUAUUCUACGUUACCUGAUAUCGGUUGAACAGGUAACAACCCGGAAAAAUGAAGCAGAUAUACAAAUACGGCCUCAGCCUGCUCUUGGCGUUAGCUGCAUACGCGACUGCCUCGAAAUUCAUCUUUGACAAGGUGUUUGAUACAACAGAAAUAGUAAUUGAUGAGCUAUUCCACAUCCCGCAAGGCGUGGCGUAUUGUGAACGGAAUUUUACACACUGGGACCCGAAGAUCACGACACUGCCAGGCCUGUAUUUAGUGUCUGCUGCCUUCCUUGGAACAUACUUACCCUGCGACACAUACCAUCUACGACUAGUCAACCUAAUCGCUUCAUGUGUAAAUCUGCUGCUAUUUUCCUCAAUAUUAAAGUUUGUUUACGGUAGCAACACUGAAAGCCAAUUUAAAAUAGUGUUGCAAGCAUUUAAUUUAGCUAUACUUCCGCCUCUGUAUUUCUUUUCACAUGUGUAUUAUACCGAUACUCUGUCACUUACGUUUCUGUUGGCGUUUUCUCGGUUAUGUUUCACGAGUCAACAUAAAUUAUUCAUUUUACUCUUCGGUUUGUGCAGUGUUUUGAUGCGGCAGACGAAUAUAGUCUUCAUAGCAAUGGUGUUAGGUCACAAAGUGCUAGAUAUUAUGAUUAAGAGCUCAAGAGUAUUCGGCAAUAAGUAUUUAACCAAAACUUUGUUGAAUAAGAAUUCUGUAAUAGCUCGGGAUGUUGACGCUUCGAAGUUGAAACGGUAUUAUAGUAUGAACGAUGUGUUUCUGGCAUUAGGUUACCAUAUAACAACAUGUUUUGGCACCUUUUUCAAGUUCCUAACAAAACAAGACUGGUUAAUAAUACUUACACACAGCGUAACUCUAAUUUCGUUUGUAAGCUUCGUUUAUAAAAAUGGUUCUAUAGUUGUUGGCGAUAAAAACGCUCAUGAGGCUAGCCUGCAUUUACCUCAAAUGCUAUAUUUCCUCAUAUUCUACGGAAUCUUUGGAUUACCCUAUCUUGUAGCUAAAUUACCAUCAACUUUAAGACUUAUGGCGAGGAAUAAAACUAAGAUAGUACUAUUCUGCAUUCUUUUUACUAUAAUAGUACAUUUUAAUACUGUAACACACCCAUACUUACUUGCUGAUAAUCGUCAUUAUACAUUUUACGUAUGGAAUAGAUGGUUCGGGAAAUAUGCAUUUGCAAAAUAUGCGACUAUUCCCGCUUAUAUAUUCCUUCUUUUCAGUUUGUACGAUAAUUUAAAGGACCAGAAUUGUAUUUCUUUUCUUUUGCCAUAUACUAUUAGUUUAUUCUUAGUGCUAGCAUUACAGAAAAUGAUUGAAAUUAGAUAUUUCUUAGUCCCAUACAUAGUUUUACGAUUAAGAUUUAUAAGACCUACAUAUAAAAUCGUUAUAUUUGAAUUUGUAUGGUAUUUGAUUAUUAAUGUUGUUACAUUCAAUUUGUUUUUCCAAAAGGAGAUAAUGUGGAAAGAUUUUGAUUAUGCACAGAGAAUAAUAUGGUAAAUACUUAAGUAUAGAUAUACAUAUUUGAAUUUAUUUCUUUAUCUCCAAUACGCCUUACAUUUUUAUUUUAUGUCAUGUUGGCUGUAUACACUCGUCGAAGUCUCGGCACCGCUCCGAUCGAAUCGGAGAACGGCGAGACGAGACAAGGAAAAGCGAGAAGGGAGCAGCAUGUACACACUCGUUCUCUGCCUGUGUCGGGUCUCGACGAGUGUGUACAGCCCGCAUUAAAUGAGUGGUUUAGGUACACACUGAUACUUCUGUAUUUAGUUUUCCAAAAAAUGUAGUUGACAUUUUAAUUUAAGAUUUUUUAAUACAAUUAAAGUAUACAAUAUGUUACAUAAAAGGGUGUAAAGGGAGGUAUUUUUCAAAAAACUUCAAUAAUACUAUGAUAUGAGACACACUUAUAAAAACUUCAUUUAAGUAUUGAUAACGUGAAGUAGCAUGAUGCUAUAGCUAAGUAAUCUGUGUAAGUAAAUAUAGUCUGUCAAGCCAUUUCCGUCACUAGAAAACAGCGACAAAUUUAAAAAAUCUUGGGUUGUCCUAUAGCAAAUUUGAAUUUCGCGCCUUUUUCUACUGACAAUCUUGUUUGACCGGCUAUAAAUAAAAUACUCUUUUUUGGCACACCUCGGUUAAAGAAAAACAAAUUACACGUAAGUAUAUGGGAGUUUUCGGAAAAAAAAGUACGUACCGUUUACUUUUUUCGAAAAAUUAACUUUUGGGCUAUUUCGACUCAGUAUCAAGGCCUACCUACUAAUAAAAUUAAAAAAACUGGUUCCAGUUUUCCAUACACGUUUUUUUGUGACGGUUUUUGUGAAAUGGCGUCACAAUACUGCCAAAAAAAAUUCGAAAACUAAAAAUUUGUUUUCUUUGUGUAAUUUUAUUAUACAUAGUAAUUAUAAUUAUAACAUGCGGCUUGGCUAUUGACAUAUAUUAUAAUUUUCAAAAUAAUUUUAAUUAACUAGUCUUAUAAUUAAUUUCGCUUAUGUCAGUGUCCCAAAGAUUGUUAAAAAUCAUUAAACAUAAAUUAAAUGGCCUUAACUCAUAUAAUUAUUACGAUAUGUGCUAGUCUGAUUUUAAGUGUAUGUUCCUCGCAACUUGAACCACUCGCUUUGCUCAUGGUCGGAUUGGAAACCUCGAUCAUUCAACUUUUAAUAAAGUCUGUCAUGCCAUUUCCGUCAGUGGAAAAAAGAGGCAAAUUUAAAAAAUGUAUGCGCGAAGGGUAGUCGUCCCAUACUUCUCUAUUUUUCUACUGACGAAAUUUGUUUGACCGGCUAUAAGCACGCAAAAUAACUAUUGUUUCGAUAGUUAUAUUAUAAGUAUUGCAAUGAUGGGCCACACACAAAAGUUAGUGUAUAAACAUUAAACUUACCGUAAUCAGGCGUGGCUCACUACGCGAUUU
Messenger RNA from Cydia splendana, 3244 nucleotides. RefSeq names its product putative Dol-P-Glc:Glc(2)Man(9)GlcNAc(2)-PP-Dol alpha-1,2-glucosyltransferase. The record is from RefSeq and is a predicted model, not a curated record. Gene Ontology annotation, biological process: protein N-linked glycosylation; dolichol-linked oligosaccharide biosynthetic process. Gene Ontology annotation, cellular component: endoplasmic reticulum. NCBI's taxonomy places the organism in Eukaryota, Metazoa, Arthropoda, Insecta, Lepidoptera, Tortricidae. The transcript is spliced from 2 exons. Gene Ontology annotation, molecular function: dolichyl pyrophosphate Glc2Man9GlcNAc2 alpha-1,2-glucosyltransferase activity. The coding region runs from base 400 to 1845 and encodes 481 amino acids.